AUGGCUGCAAAUCGCAUUCUCCUGUUUGGGGACACAUCAGAUGCUCCAGUUGCCCCAAUUCGACAACUGCUUGCAAAGUCUCGACAUUCGAAUAACACACAGCUUUUUAUACGUAAUGCCGUAGAGGCCGUCGGACAAGAGAUUCAGACGUUGCCACCGUCAGAGCGCGAUUCAAUGGGAGUGAUUCACAGUAUACAAGACUUGCAAGAGUGCCAUGAAUGCAGGAGAGAUCAUAUCGGCAUUACCCGAAUGGUUUUGCCGUUUGUGGCUUGUAUUGGGGAACUUAUUUUGCAUGCAGAAAAAGAUCCGUUAUUAUUGAUGGGCAUUGAUAACUCAUCCCCAGUUAUUGCCCUAGGCAUCUGUUCAAGCAUGCUUGCAGCAGCGGCAGCCGCUGUUGCUAAUGACGUUGGUGAACUGAUUGAAGUAGCUACAUACCUGGCAGUAGUGGCUUGUCGCACAGCUGUGCAAAUUAGACUCCGAGGGAUACAGAUAGAACCUGGCAGCGGAGACUGGGCAUUCGCAGCUCUUGGUGAAGUUGUAACCCAUCUUCCUUUGAUUUUAGAUAACUUCCACAAAGAUCAGGCAAUCCCAAAGCAUAGAGAAGCAUAUAUCGGCAUUCAAGCAACUUCUUGGGCCACUGUCUUUGGUCCACCAUCGAUAUUGGAAAAGCUCAUUGGCAGCUCUCUUGCAUUGAAAAACACCCACAUCGUGACGCUUCCUGCCUUUGGCCCUGUGCAUGCUGUUCAUUUGGGAAGUCCAAACUUUGAAUACAUGAUAGGAGAGACGCACCUUCUUCAGAAAAAGCUCAAGCCGAAUUACCAACUGAUCUCAGCGACUACGAACAGACCGUUGGUCGGCCCAAUCUUGCUAGACUUGCUACAACACUGCUUGGAGGAUAUAUUUCAACAUUGCGCCAAUCCCGAACUGGUGUUCGAGGCCGGUAUAUCUCUCCUAAACAGAGAACAGCAAACUUCUCUCUUUACCCUUGGAGACACCAGCUAUCUCCCAUUAUUCAAACGCAUGUUACAAAGGAAACGCUUAAAAGUAGCAUUGAAAACCCAAAUUUCGACUCAAGAGAUCUUCGAUAGUCAAGUUGGAUCCGAUUCAAUUGCUAUUGUUGGGAUGUCGGGUCGAUUCCCUGGGUCUGAUACCGUUGAAGAGUUAUGGGCAAGCAUCAUGGAGCGGAAAGACUUUCACAAAAAGAUUCCCUCUGACCGAUUCGACGUGGACAGUUAUUUUGACGAAGAGGGACGUGCAAAGAAUGCCAUCAUCACUCCAUAUGGUUGCUUCUUAGAGCAUCCUGGCCUCUUCGAUCACAAAUUGUUCAACGUCUCUCCUCGAGAGGCCAUCCAGAUGGAUCCUGCGCAACGCUUGCUGAUGCACACAACUUAUGAGGCACUCGAAGAUGCCGGUGUGACCACCAAUGGAAGUCGCGCAACUGAUGGGAAACGUGUCAGCACUUUCAUUGGCAUCGGAUCUGAUGACUGGAAGGAAAUGCUUGAAUCUUUGGGGGUAGACAUUCACUGGGUACAAGGCACUCAACGAGCCUUCGUGCCGGGACGUCUCUCUCACCAUUUCAAAUGGGAAGGUGCUACAACCUGUGUUGAUUCUGCUUGUGGUUCAGCGGCAACAGCAGUUGGAUUGGCAUUUAAGGCCCUCAUAAAUCGGGAUUGCGACACCGCUAUUGCCGGAGGUGCUAAUAUCAUUACUACCCCAUUCUAUCACUCCGCUCUCAGCAGAGGUGGCUUUCUGUCCCUGACAGGUGGCUGCAAAACAUUUCGGGAAGAUGCGGAUGGAUAUUGUCGAGGAGAGGCAGUUGGCGUACUAGUUUUGAAAAGAUUAGACGAUGCUCUGCAAGAUAACGAUAACGUUAUCUCAGUUAUUCGAGGCUAUGCUCGAAAUCAUUCGGCAGAGGCAACGUCUAUUACGCAUCCCCAUGCCCAAACGCAAGAGCGGCUUUAUAGAUCUCUUCUACACAAAACUGGGCUAGAGCCUCACGAUAUUGAAUACGUGGAAAUGCACGGGACUGGAACGAUUUCGGGCGAUACUACAGAGUUGGAGUCCAUUGCUAAUGUUUUAGCAAAAGCGGGCAGCCGUCAGAAGCCGCUGGUGGUUGGUGCUAUCAAGGCAAAUGUGGGACACUCGGAAGCGACAGCAGGAAUUCUAUCUUUAAUUAAAGGCGCUAUGGUGCUCCAAAAAGAGACGAUACCAGCACAAGUUGGCAUCCCCCAAAAACUAGCACAUUACCCUUGUUUGGAGAACGGUCAGGUACUUGUUCCGGGAGAUUCAAUGCCAUUUUCGUCAGUUGGUAAAGCCAAGAGGAGGCUCCUCGUCAAUAAUUUUGAUGCUGCUGGCGGCAAUAGCUGCUUCGUUCUUGAAGAGCCGCCUAAGCGUGAGACUAAAGGCUUAGAUCCACGAGAAUUCCACGUCGUCACGAUUUCAGCGCACAGUACGGCAUCGUUCGAUCAGAACAAAAGACGUAUGCUUCAAUUUCUCGAGGAAAAUGUCAACACCAGCCUGGCCAACCUUGCAUAUACGACAACUGCACGGCGGAAUCACCAUCCUUUCAGAGCUGCAUAUUGCGGAGCCAGCACUGAAGACAUUGUUGAGGCAUUGAGAAGUGACCUCAAUGGUGUGGCCGGCGUGGUUCAACAGCUCAGCAGUCCGCACAAGAACACACCAGUGGUAUUUGUCUUUAGCGGUCAGGGUGGGCACUAUGCAGGAAUGGGCAAAGAUCUCUUCAGAACUUCCGACCAGUUUCGAGGGAUAAUUGCUGAGCUAGAACAAAUUUGUGAUUCCCUAGGAUUUCCCUCGUUCGCAAAUUUGAUUGCAGAUCAAGAUACGAGGAUGGAAUCCAUCAGUAUUGUUCAACUCCAUCUAUCUCUCGUGGCUCUAGAAAUUGCUCUCACAAAACUCUGGGAGUUUUACGGCCUCAAACCGGAUAUUGUGAUGGGUCAUAGUAUCGGCGAGUAUGCCGCUCUUUGUGCUGCUGGAGUGCUUUCAAUCUUCGAUGCAUUGUAUUUGGUCGGCAAAAGAGCACAACUUCUAGAGUCCAAGUGCGUUGCAGGAACUCAUGCAAUGCUCUCAAUAUCUGGAACUGCGAAUGAAGUUUCACUAUUCCUGUCCGAGGGAGACCUCAAGGGUUGUGAAGUGUCAUGUUACAAUGGCCCCGGAAUGGCCGUCUUGAGCGGCGGGCAACAGGAGAUCCUGAUACUAGAGACACUCUUAAAAGAACGGGGACUCAAGUGCCAGAUGCUUGACAUACCGUAUGGCAUGCACUCUUGCCAGAUGGGUGCGAUAUCAUUAGAAUUUGGGGAUAUACUGGGUGGCGUGGUGUUCAGAAAACCCAAGAUCAGGAUGAUCUCAACUCUUCUUGGUCAUCAAGUCACGGAAGCAUCAUCUUUCGGAGGGGACUACCUAAUCAGGCACACAAGAGAGCCAGUGAAAUUUCAACAAGCUGUUGCCAAUUGUCUAUCCCAAGGGUUUGCAGAUGCGUCAUCGUUAUGGCUUGAUAUCGGGCCGAAUGCUUGCUGCCUGGGACUGGUUCGAGCGAAUAUCAAUGUCAAGUCUUCACAUGCCCUAGCAAGCUUGAGGAAAGGAGAAAACAAUUGGAAAACGGUUUCUGUCAACCUCGCAACUUUAUACAUGGCCAAACAACCUAUUCACUGGCGAGCGUUCCAUAACGACUUUACCAACAACUUGUCGCAUGUUGACCUUCCCAAGUAUGCCUUUGAUACGAGGGACUUCUGGAUCACGUACAAAAGCAAUGAUCAACUAUUACAAGCAAAUGGCUUAAUAGGAGAGAAAGAUCCAGAACCAGAACCUAUAUCGACCUGCCUUCAUCAUUGCGUGAAACGCGUAGACGAUGAGCACGAACAGUCUUCCUCUUUCACAUCGACAAUCUCACAUCCUUCUCUCACUCAAAUCAUUGAGGGCCAUAAACUUUGUGGCAUUUUUGUAUGCUCUGCCGGCGUCUUCAUUGACAUGGCUCUCACAGCAGCGCGACAUCUUAUAACUGGCGGCAAUUUCGCAGCCCCGUGUCCAGCACUCUUGGUCUGUGACUUGAAAGUUGACCAAGCCGUGGUUACCACGUCUGAGUCUCCAAAAGUUAUCCGCAUCGAGGUUACGAGGAAAAGGUACCCGGGGCCCGAAUUUUCAGUUUCAUUCAGCAACGGUCCUGGGUCACCACCUCCUGCCUUCGCUAACUGUCUUGUCCGCCUCCGAGACCAGUCGAUUUUCGAUAUUGAAACUCAAAAGCUAUCUUUUUCGAUUCGGCCAAAAAUCGCCCAGCUGAUGGACGCUUCUAAAGCGGAGCUCGCAGACAACAUCCGUGGCAAAGUAUUCUAUAAAUUAUUUUCCAAUCUUAUGGAAUACAGUGAUAUAUUCAAGGGCGUUGAAAGCGCGGUUGUCAGCGACGACUUCAGAGAACUUAUCGCAAUUGUCCAUCUUCCAGCAUACGACGAACGGAGACUAGACCAAAGAUUCACUUUGUCGCCGUACUGGAGUGACAUCCUUGCUCAGACUGUGGGAUUCCUUCUGAAUGGAAAUCCUGAUCAAGCUGGUGACCAUGUUUACAUUGCCACGCACAUAGAGCGCCUAGAUCUCCACGUUCGAGAUUUUUCGCCAGACGCUCGCUACCAGGUUCAUGCAUACAUCGAUCAUUCAGAUGAAUUUACUUGCCGAGGAAACGCAUAUAUACUUUACGAGGACAUCGUUGUAGGUCUUUUGGAGGGCCUGCGAUUCCGGAGAAUGACGCGGAAAACUCUUCUUCAUUCACUUGGAAAGGUCAACGCUCCACAGAUCAAAAAUGGUCCCCAAGGCAAGACCUCGGAAGCAUCGGUGAAGUCGAACAGUGGUUCAGCAGGACCUGCAGUUCUUGGGGGAGGUCACAAAGCAAAUGGGCACGCUGUAUCGCUCGCCACCACGUUCCGGCAGAUAUUGCUUGAUGAGACGAGGCUACUUGAGAGUGAAGUAGUGCCAUCUGCAUCUUUUUCCGAGCUUGGUGUAGACUCUAUCUUUAGUAUUUCUAUCUUGGCGGCAUUAAAAGCUGAGACGGGAACUGAGCUAGGCACUUCAUUUCUCACAGAAAAUCCGACGCUUGAGGAUGCUGAACGGGCGCUGCGAAUCAUUGAAAAUCAACACUCGACCUUGGCAAAUUCGAAUGCCUUGACGAAUGGGCACACGAAUGGGCAUACGAAUGGGCUUACAGAUGGGGAUGAAGCACCAAAUUCUCCGAGAGAGAGUAACAUCGUUCUACUUUCGGGUUCGGCGUGCACUCCUCCACGGACCUCUCUAUUCCUGAUAGCGGAUGGAGCCGGCUCUGCAGCGGCUUAUGUUCAUCUGCCUAAAUUCGCCAACGACCUCCAAGUCUUUGCACUUGAAUCCCCAUGGGUAAAAGACCCAAAGAAUUUCACUUGCACGUUCAGCGAAGCUGCGGAAAUGUAUUUGGUAGCCAUUCGUGCAAAACAACCUCGUGGGCCAUACCUGCUUGGAGGCUGGUCAGGUGGGAGUGUCUUUGCCUAUGAAGUUUCUCGCCUGCUGCUCGAGGCCGGUGAGAAAGUCAUCGGUUUGAUCAUCAUUGAUAUGCUCGCACCACGGCAUGUCAACCGAAGAAAAGUAGCUAUGCCGACACUUGAUAUCAUCAAGUAUAUGGGGAUGCUAAGCGGAAUUGAUCGGGUCGUAUCUGACGUUUCUGCCCUGUCGCUUCAAAUGAAGGAGCACAUGUUGGCCACAGCAAGGUGUUUUAGUCGGCUGGAUCCGACGCCCAUGGCAUCUGGUUGCCGGCCAGAUGCCACCUUUGUCAUCUGGGCCACUGAGCUUAUCGGACCUGAGUCCAGUAACGACGGGAGUAUCAACAUGAAGGGACAGAAUUUGGAGGCAUGGUUCUAUCCAUCACAACAUGACUUUGGACCCAACGGCUGGGAUGUGCUCGUAGGGGACAAAGUGGAAUGCUUUCAAACGCAAGGAGAUCACUUCUCGAUCAUGAACAUGCCAUAUGUUAAACAACUUGGCCAAAUCUUGCAGCAGGUGGUUAUCAGAUGUCUUGGUUCUGUUAGAGACCCGCGGGGCGGUCUUGAUCUCCUUCGGGAUCGGUGAGGUUGGUCUGAGGUUGC
Molecule: messenger RNA, 6113 nt
Organism: Hyaloscypha bicolor E
Lineage: Eukaryota; Fungi; Ascomycota; Leotiomycetes; Helotiales; Hyaloscyphaceae
Product: putative polyketide synthase
Exons: 7
Coding region: 1-6096 (2031 amino acids)
Biological process (GO): secondary metabolite biosynthetic process; fatty acid biosynthetic process
Molecular function (GO): fatty acid synthase activity
Source: RefSeq, a predicted model, not a curated record